This is a messenger RNA of Suillus clintonianus, 1752 nucleotides long. RefSeq names its product GH3 auxin-responsive promoter. Gene Ontology annotation, cellular component: cytoplasm. The record is from RefSeq and is a predicted model, not a curated record. The coding region runs from base 1 to 1752 and encodes 583 amino acids. The transcript is spliced from 7 exons. Gene Ontology annotation, molecular function: acid-amino acid ligase activity. Lineage: Eukaryota; Fungi; Basidiomycota; Agaricomycetes; Boletales; Suillaceae.
AUGUCUCAUCGCCAAACACAUCUCCUGGACUCAUUGUCUGCUGAACUCUCUCAGCAGCUCAAGGAUCACGCAAAUCAAGUCCUGCUGGAGAUUAUACGGCCGAACUUUGCAUCUCAAUUUGCGCAGGGUGCUCCCGAAUUGGCAAAAUUCCGCGAGGCCAUCGUGCAGAGUGAUUCGAAUGAUGAUGAUGACUUCCUACGCAGCUUCCGAGAUCUCGUUCCCAUCACAAAUUACGAGCCUUAUAGGCCGUUUAUAGCAAAGUUUCUGGCAAUCCCUUGCAUGGAGGCUGACGUCAAGAACAUGUUCGCUCCGGGACUGCCCUACUUCUUAGCCAUGACCAGCAUGACAUCUAGGAAUGCACCAGAGAUAUUCCCAAAGUAUCGGCCUCCUCCUCGCCUUUUGCAACAAUCCUCAUAUCAGGCGCGUUUCCCGUCAGAGGGCACCACCUUGUCACCAUCGUCUUUGAGGUAUUGGCAGGUCAUAAAAAUAGAGUGUGGGGACGGUCAGAGCUCCAAGGACGUUGCUGUCUGCUCGAUGAGCAAUGGUAUGCUGCGAAUAGAAAAGAACUGGGACAUCGAAAAUGACAAGGAUAGACUCGAUUUGUGGGUUCCGGGGCAAACGGAUCCUUAUGCGAUAUCUUUAAUCAAGAAUUAUCGUACUUUCUUUAUUCUGAAUGCGCUAUUUGCACUGGCGGACCGUCGAGUGACAACCAUCCGCUUCUUAUUCGCCAAUAUAUUCGUCAUCUUUUUGCAGCACGUGGAAGACGAAUGGCCCUUACUUGUCGAAUGCAUCGAGAAGGGUAUCAUCCCGGAUAUCGAAGAUCUAGGCGAUCUGCGAGCACCCUUAGAGAAACAUCUUACUCCUAACCCUGUCCGUGCUGCCGAACUUCGCGAAAUUGGGCCUCCUGUCAUCCAGGGCUGGGCAGUCCGCGUGUGGCCUGACUUGAAACGAUUCGUUGGGAUUACUGGAGGUCAUGCUGCUAUUUCUCAACACAAGGUUAUUCACCUCCUUGGACCUUCUGUCCCUAUCCAGUCUUAUGGGUAUGGUAGUUCAGAAUGCCGUGUCGCGCAGACAUACCAUGAAGGCAACUCUAAUACUGACUUCAAAGUAUCGUUUAGAGAUGGGGUCAUCGAAUUUCGGGACGUGCGUUCCGGCGAAGACCACGUAUUGUCCGCUUCGGAACUUGUGACUGGUGGACAUUACGAGCCCAUCGUGACGACCCGCAGUGGCUUGUGGAGAUACCGCCUUGGUGAUGUGAUCAUGGUUAAAGGUUUCGCUCCGGAUGACGGCCUGCCUGUUAUCAAUUACCUUCAUAGGCGAGAUGACUCGCUUGAAGUGGCAUUUGGGGCGUCGUGUACAGAGUCGCAGUUGACGAACGCGAUCGUCUCUGCCGCUCAACAAUCGAUUGGCCAGAUCGUGGCUUUCACUAUUGUGCUAGAUGAUCGAGACACCCCUGUUACUUAUGGGUACUUGGUAGAGCUUGCAGGGGAAUUAAGACAGGACGCGAGAAUGGCAGUCAAGCACCUGUUUGAUAACCUCGUCACAGCAAGCGAUGAUUAUCGCAUAGUUGUUUGGCAAGGCAGGUCAAGAAGGCCUACCAUCCGUAUCGUGGACAAAGGCACCUUCGCAGAAUAUCACAGGCGGAAAUACGAGCAGAUGGACGUCACGGCGUGUCAGGUGAAAGUUCCCGUCGUCGUAUUUGACCCAACAAUUAAGGAAUGGCUCCUGGAGCGAGUUAUAAUGGAGUUGUAA